AUGUCUCGGCCGCGUGUUGAACGCGGUCUCGCGACAGUGCUGGCUGCCCUGCUGCUGUCCGCCGGCGCUGCGCAGGCCGCUAGCGACGACGGCAACAACAAGAUCCUAUACCCGGACGCGGCCAACCUGACGUUCAACUACCUGGACACGGUCGACGUCGCGUACGCCACGGACUACGACACGCCGUGGCUGUACCUGUGGUGCCGAGACGCGAGCGGGAACCGCCAAGAGAUCGUCUACUACAGCCCCAGCGACGUGCUGGGCAAGACGGCGGUCCCCGUCAAGCUGCAGUCGAACACGCAAUACACCGGCACGACCUGCUGGUUCAACCUGCUCCCCGGGCAAGUUCAGGAGGACGGCACGAGCCAGGGCGCCACCAGCCCCGAGUUCAGCUACGUGAAGGCAGAAGCGGACCAGAAGACGUUCAGCCUGAGCGCAAGCUCCUCCGCUUCUAGUAGCACCCCAACCGCGACUUCCACGCCGACGACCGUCUCCUCGGUCGUCUCGACCCCAGCCUCCGGCGUGACGACCGGGCCUACUGUCUCAGCUACCGCAGGCGCAGAGGCCGCAUCAACGUCCAGCACCGGGCUAUCCACCGGCGCCAAGGCUGGCAUUGCGGUCGCGGCGGCGCUGGUGGGGAUCGGGAUCGUGGCCGCCGUGGUGUGGACGGUUCGCCGCCGCCGACGACGACAGGCGGGGGCGGCGGAGUUGGCGGCGGACGGGGCCACAACUCCAAAGGAGCCGGAGGUCGAGACCGUCAAGCGCCACGAGCUCGCCUCGGACCGCCCGCCCGGCGAGAUGGAGUCGCAGUGGCAGCCUUACGUGCUGGCCGAGCUGGAGGACCCGGGCCGCGGAGCACAUCCCGGGGCCGUACGGUAG
Neoarthrinium moseri is the source of this 879-nucleotide messenger RNA. RefSeq lists its product as uncharacterized. The record is from RefSeq and is a predicted model, not a curated record. NCBI's taxonomy places the organism in Eukaryota, Fungi, Ascomycota, Sordariomycetes, Amphisphaeriales, Apiosporaceae. Bases 1 to 879 code for a protein of 292 amino acids. The transcript has 2 exons.